AUGGAGGAAAAGGAGCUGUUACGGCAACAGAUCCGCCUCCUGCAGGGUCUGAUUGACGACUACAAGAACCACCACGGCAAUGCCCCCGCCCCAGGCCCCUCCGCCACCUCCCGCUGGCAGCCGCCCGUCUACAGCAGCACCAGGACCUUCGGGGCGCGCUAUCCUCGUCCGAGCCGCAGGGGCUUCUCCACAAGCCACGGGCCUGCGUGGCGCAAGAAAUACUCCCUCGUGAAUCGGCCCCCGGGCCCCCUGGACCCCCCUGGCGACUCCUUGGACUCGCCCAGUGAUUCCGUGGACCCCCCCGGGGACUGUGCCUCGCAGGCCCCCCUCGGGGCUGGAGGCAGCCAGGACCCCACGCCCCAGCAGUAUGUCCUGGAGAGGCAGGUCCAGCUCAGUGCUGACCAGAGCAUGGUCAUCAAGAUCAAACCUCCGUCCCAGCCCAGCGUGGCUGGUGCCGCAGGUGCCCCCCGGGGCUCCUCGGCAGAAUAUGAGGACCCUCCUUGGAGCGACCGCCAGCCUCGGGGAGGGGAGGGCGAGCCCUCUGGCGGGCAGCGUCCGCCCGCUAAGCCGGGAAGGGCCAGGGGGGCCUACAGCACCGAGGACUGCCAGCUGGUCUGCCAGAAGGAGGCCGGCAAGCCCCGGGUGGUGAAGUCCGUGAGCAGCUUGAGCGACUGCCCCUCUGAGUCCCGGCGCACGGUCAGCGAGAGCGCCAUCUCCAUCAGGGCCCGCCUCCCGCCCCCCCACGCGCCCCAGCGCGGCGGCGGGGCCCUGGCCGUGAAGGCGAGCUCUCGCCCUGUGGCCAGCUAUGCCGCACAGCUCCUUGGAGACCGGAGAGCCGACGCCGGCCACCCAGACCAGCCGGCUCCCUCUGGCUCCGCGGCAGGCCCCACCAGACCAGCUUCCGGACUCAGGCAGGCCCCCGAGGCCUCGCUGCUUGUGUCCUGUCGAGCCAACAAGUUCCGGAAAAACAACUACAAAUGGGUGGCUGCUUCGACGAAGAGCCCCCGGGCCCCUCGCAGGGCCCUCAGCCCCAGAGCCGCUGCGGAGAACGUGUGUGCUGCGGAGCGAGCCGAGAAGCUGCAGCCCAGAGCCGACCCGGAGGCCAAGCCCAAGAAGCCGGCCGCGGGCGCCACCGGGGCCCCCCGCAGCAAGUACAAGUGGAAGGCCUCCAGCCCCUCGGCCUCCUCCUCCUCCUCCUUCCGCUGGCAGGCCGAGGCUGGCCGCAAGGACCACGCCUCCCAGCUCCCUCCAGUCCCUUCUCGGUCCCCCCCGGGGGACAAGCCUGCCGUGGGGCCCAGUGGCUUGAAGCCCCUCUUCAGCGAGACCCCUGGGCUCUCGGCUUACAAAGUGAAGAGCCGCACCAAGAUCAUCAGGAGGCGGGGGAGCACCACCCUUCCUGGGGACAAGAAGAGCAGCCCCCCGCCAGCUGCCGCCGCCAAGAACCAGUUCAGCCUGCGGAGGAGGCAGGUCCUGCGGGGGAGAGGCGGGCCCGUCCCGAAGAAGACGCCCCCCAAGGGCCUGAUGCAGGUCCCCCGGCACCGGCUGUGCUGCCUGCCCCCCGGCCGCGCCCCGCUCCCCACCAGGGAAGCCUCCAACCUGAGCGCCCUGCCCGCCCCGGCCACCAGCAAAGUGAUCAAGACGCGAUACCGCAUUGUGAAGAAGACCCCGGCGUUGCCGUCCAGCACAGUCCCCUUCCCUCAGGCCCUGCCUUCCUGGCGGGCCCGGCGGCUCUCCCUGUCCAGGUCCCUGGUGCUGAACCGCCUGCGCCCGGCCCGCGGGGGCGGGAGGGCCCAGCUCGGCUCCCCGCGCUGGCGGGACCGGGGCUACCGCUGCAUCGGGGGCGUGCUCUACCGGGUGACGGCCAACAAGCUCGCCAAGACGCCCGGCCGGCCCAGCCCUGAGGGCGCCAGGCCCCUCCCACGGACAGGCCGGCUGGACCCUCCUGGCAGCUGUAGCCGCUCCCUGGCCAGCCGGGCCGUGCAGCGCAGCCUGGCCAUCGUGCGGCAGGCCCGGCAGCGGCGGCGCCGGGCGGGGCAGGAGUACUGCAUGUACUACAACCGUUUCGGCAAGUGCAACCGCGGCGAGCACUGCCCCUACAUCCACGACCCUGAGAAGGUGGCCGUGUGCACCAGGUUCCUCCGUGGCACCUGCAAGAAGAGGGACGGCACCUGCCCCUUCUCCCACCAGGUCUCCAAGGAGAAGAUGCCCGUGUGCUCCUACUUCCUGAAGGGGAUUUGCAACAACAGCGACUGUCCCUACAGCCACGUCUACGUGUCUCGGAAGGCGGAGGUCUGCACCGACUUCCUCAAAGGCUACUGCCCGCUGGGCGCCAAGUGCAAGAAGAAGCACACCCUGCUGUGCCCCGACUUCUCCCGCGGGGGCACCUGCCCCCGGGGCGCCCAGUGCCAGCUGCUCCACCGCAGCCAGAAGUGCCCCGGCCGCCGGGCAGCUGCGGCCCCGGCCCCGGAGCCCAGCAGCGCGCCUCCCAGGAGCAGGGCCUCCACUGGCCACGGGCCCAGGAAGCCCCCGGCCGCCCAGCGCCCCGCCAGGCAGACGCCCAACUCCCCAGCCUCGGAGGCUGCUGGCCCGGCCUCCCCACUCCCCUCCGCUUCAGCCUGCCCCCUGCCAUCCAAGGCCCCCUCCCCCCCCUCCCCCUGCCCCUCCCCCCCACCCUCCCCCGCCCCCUCCCCAGACCGGGAGGAGCCGGCGCUGCAGGAGGAGCCCGCCUCUGCAGGGAAGGGCUCCGGGGGCCUGUCCAAGCUGCCCUCCUUCAUCGCCCUGCAGUCCUCGCCCAGCCCGGGCGGCCAGCCCCGCACCCCGGCCAGCAGGAGCUGCCCCGCCAAGGACUCAGGGAAACCUCUGCAUAUCAAACCCCGGCUGUGA
Messenger RNA from Pipistrellus nathusii (Nathusius's pipistrelle), 2883 nucleotides. NCBI's taxonomy places the organism in Eukaryota, Metazoa, Chordata, Mammalia, Chiroptera, Vespertilionidae. The record is from the annotation of a GenBank genome assembly.